This is a messenger RNA of Carlito syrichta (Philippine tarsier), 654 nucleotides long. It is a transcript of the gene ADAM28, whose product is annotated as ADAM metallopeptidase domain 28. The transcript has 6 exons. The coding region runs from base 1 to 474 and encodes 157 amino acids. NCBI's taxonomy places the organism in Eukaryota, Metazoa, Chordata, Mammalia, Primates, Tarsiidae. The record is from RefSeq and is a predicted model, not a curated record.
AUGGCUGUCUGCCUCCAAGCAGGCAACAGGAGCCCCACGCUGGGCAGGCAGGACAGUCUUGGAUGCAGGAUAGGUGGCAGCGAUCCCAGCAGAUCUUCCCUGAAGCGGUUCGUUGUGGAUCUCCUCGGGCCAUGUGACUUCUCCAUUGUGGUUGGGGUGCUGUUCCCAGUGGCGGUCAUAUUUGUGGUGGUUGCUAUGGUAAUCUGGCACCAAAGCACCAGAAGAAAGCAGAAAAAAGUUCAGAGGCCACUGUCUAUCACUGGCACUAGGCCACACAAACAGAAGAGGAAACCCCAGAUGGUGAAGGCUGUUCAACCCCAAGAGAUGAGUCAGAUGAAGCUCCAUGGUCCUGAUCUCCUAGUAGAAGGCAAUGGGCCUCCAGCUUCUCUUCAUAAAGACACAAAAGUACUUCCCUCUACUGUUUUCAAAGAUAAACAAAUAUCCACAUAUCAGGGCUCAAAUCCAAAAGUGUGAAGCAACAGCUAAGCAAGAAUUGAUGGGGAAAUGAUUAACUUGGAAGAGUGGAUGAACUGGAUGGAAGAGAAAUACACCUCUUUUCUCACUACUAUUUGCUCUUGACACUUAGGAGGUUAACAUUUCCUGAUUUAUGUUAUACUUUGAUGAUAUUAAAUAAAAUCUUUCAAGAGGGGCAUA